AUGUUCAAUGUAGCAGUAUUCCUAUACGACAUAAUUAUCACCACAGGGGAAGAAAUACGGUGCUUUUGGGGACGCAAAGUGACCGGGGCCGCCAUCUUGUUCUGGAUGAACAAGUACAUGACGAUCCUUUUCCUGGCGUGGAAUUUUGGGUCGGAGUUUGCUCCAUCGAAAGAAGUGAGCAUGUGCUCUCUAGGCCCCCAUACUGACAGUGGCUAA
Molecule: messenger RNA, 216 nt
Organism: Dichomitus squalens LYAD-421 SS1
Lineage: Eukaryota; Fungi; Basidiomycota; Agaricomycetes; Polyporales; Polyporaceae
Exons: 1
Coding region: 1-216 (71 amino acids)
Source: RefSeq, a predicted model, not a curated record